CUUCCGGGCCAGCCGCGACCACUUCCCGGCUGACAGCUAGCAGGCGGAAGUGCAGUCGGCUCACAGCUGCUGGCUCUGGGCGGGCAAGAGGGAGGCUCCCAAAUAGGGGGCCGGGCCGGGAUGGCAGCAGCGGCUGGGGCCGGCGCCGGGUCUUGGGCAUCCCAGGAGAAGCAGUUCCCACCUUCGAUGCUGAGCUUCUUUAUCUACAACCCGCUCUUUGGGCCACGCGAGGGAGAGGAGGAAAAUAAAAUUUUGUUUUAUCAUCCAAACGAAGUAGAAAAGAAUGAAAAAAUUAGAAACGUUGGUUUAUGUGAAGCUAUCGUACAGUUUACAAGAACCUUUAGUCCAUCAAAACCUGCAAAAUCUUUACAUACACAGAAGAAUAGACAGUUCUUCAAUGAACCAGAAGAAAACUUCUGGAUGAUCAUGGUAGUUCGGAAUCCUAUAAUUGAAAAACAAAGUAAGGAUGGAAAACCAAUUGUUGAAUACCAAGAGGAGGAGCUGUUGGACAAGGUCUACAGCUCAGUGCUGCAGCAGUGCUACAGCAUGUACAAGCUUUUUAAUGGGACAUUUCUGAAAGCCAUGGAAGAUGGCGGUGUCAAGCUCCUGAAAGAAAGAUUAGAGAAAUUCUUCCAUCGGUAUUUGCAAACACUACAUUUGCAGUCAUGUGACCUACUUGAUAUUUUUGGUGGAAUCAGCUUUUUCCCAUUGGAUAAAAUGACUUAUUUGAAAAUCCAGUCCUUUAUUAAUAGAAUGGAGGAAAGCCUGAAUAUAGUCAAAUAUACUGCGUUUCUCUAUAAUGAUCAACUCAUCUGGAGUGGAUUAGAACAAGACGACAUGAGAAUUUUAUACAAAUACCUCACCACCUCUCUGUUUCCCAGGCACAUCGAACCUGAGUUGGCCGGAAGGGAUUCUCCAAUAAGGGCAGAAAUGCCAGGAAAUCUUCAACAUUAUGGGAGAUUUCUUACUGGACCCUUGAACCUUAAUGAUCCAGAAGCAAAAUGCCGAUUCCCGAAAAUUUUUAUAAAUACAGAUGACACUUAUGAAGAGCUCCAUUUAAUUGUUUAUAAGGCAAUGAGUGCAGCCGUGUGCUUUAUGAUCGAUGCGUCCAUUCAGCUAACGUUGGAAUUUUGCCGAAGACUGGACAGCAUCGUGGGGCCCCAGCUCACAGUGCUGGCAUCUGAUAUCUGUGAGCAGUUUAACAUCAACAAAAGGAUGUCUGGGUCUGAGAAAGAACCCCAAUUUAAGUUUAUCUAUUUCAACCACAUGAACUUAGCAGAGAAGAGUACAAUUCACAUGAGGAAAACGCCCAGCGUGUCGCUUACGUCUGUUCACCCCGACUUAAUGAAGAUUUUAGGUGACAUCAACAGUGACUUUACCAGAGCAGAUGAAGAUGAAGAAAUCAUUGUGAAAGCCAUGAGUGAUUACUGGGUGGUUGGAAAAAAGUCAGAUCAGCGGGAGCUGUAUGUUAUUUUGAAUCAAAAAAAUGCAAACCUGAUUGAAGUCAAUGAAGAAGUAAAGAAACUCUGUGCCACGCAGUUCAACAACAUCUUCUUUUUGGAUUGACAGACAGUGGCCCACAGAAAACAUCUUUCCAAAAUCUCAGCGAACAUUUUGUUUACCAUUGCAAGUUAUUGGUCAUAUUAUUGACUGGAUUAAUGAUAAUAGUAAAGCAAUACUUGCUUUGAAGAAUCAAAUUUCUACUGUCUGAUGAUCCCUUGAGGUUUUUAGAUUUUAAAUAUUUAUGUGGAAUUGAUUAAAGAUAGUCAGCUAUAUAUCAUUCCAUUCUUUUGACAUUAUGUGAAUAUUUUACUGGAAAAUGAGACUAAUAAAUUCUUAAAAAGUUUUUAAAAUUUUGGUUUUGCAUUGAGUAUUGUUGCUGGUUUGUAGCGUACCCUGGCCGCUGGCUCCCUGGCUUAUGCCCUGUGGAUUUAAAACCUCAGUCAACAUUCUGCUAGAGCUGUGGUCUAGCAGAAUUCCUCAGCCCUGAGACCACAAGAGCCAGGCACUUGCCCAGAUAAUUGCUAGACUUUGUCUUCAAUGUUACCCAGGACUAAUAGACCACACCGAUGACAGAGAACUGAAACAGAAAGUUUCUUCAUUAUUCCAGGAACUCCCAAGGAGCCAAAGUGCUGCAUAUAUCUCCUUACAGGGAAGACUGAAUUUUACUUAAUUUUUGGUGUGGAUGAAAAAGUGACUCCACAGACCCUUUUACCUAAUCUAUGUUGGCCCUUAUCUCAGGGAAGAGGAACAGUUUCAUCAGUUUGUAGAAUUUUCACUGGUCCUAAAUAAUCCCAAGUUUCCAUUAUGAUCUUCUCUAUUUUGAUUAGAGUUUGGUUGGUUGGUUGGUUGGUUUUUUGUUUUGUGGUACUAGGGGUUGAACCCGGAGCCUUUA
Molecule: messenger RNA, 2395 nt
Organism: Fukomys damarensis (Damara mole-rat)
Lineage: Eukaryota; Metazoa; Chordata; Mammalia; Rodentia; Bathyergidae
Gene: Ccz1
Product: CCZ1 homolog, vacuolar protein trafficking and biogenesis associated
Exons: 15
Coding region: 121-1566 (481 amino acids)
Biological process (GO): vesicle-mediated transport
Cellular component (GO): Mon1-Ccz1 complex; intracellular membrane-bounded organelle
Source: RefSeq, a predicted model, not a curated record